Drosophila sechellia is the source of this 2678-nucleotide messenger RNA. It is a transcript of the gene Nopp140, whose product is annotated as nucleolar and coiled-body phosphoprotein 1. Gene Ontology annotation, cellular component: nucleoplasm; nucleolus. The record is from RefSeq and is a predicted model, not a curated record. Bases 112 to 2094 code for a protein of 660 amino acids. NCBI's taxonomy places the organism in Eukaryota, Metazoa, Arthropoda, Insecta, Diptera, Drosophilidae. The transcript is spliced from 4 exons.
UACCACUGAUAAGUAGAAAACACGUGUGUGUGCGCAUUCAUUUUGGUGGGACAAGCGUGCGGCUAGUAAUUAAUUGCGGACCGAAAAUAUUGACGAAUAGUUGCAUUAAUCAUGACAGACCUGCUAAAGAUAGCCGAUGCAAUCGUACUGGAGUACUUGCAGUCCAAGGACAAGAACCUGGCCAAGGUUUUCCAGCAGAAGACGAAGGCGGCCAGUGUCGCCAAAAGCAGCCCAAAGUUGAGUGAAAUCCUUCAGUUCUAUCAGACCAAAAGCCCCAACAAGAUCCCAGCAAUCAAGGCGACAGCCGGCGACUCCAGCGAGGACAGCGACUCAGACUCUGAGUCCGAUGCGGCGCCUAAGAAACCAGCGGCAGCGCCUGCACUAACAAACGGCAAGGCUGCCAAAAAGGCAGCAUCUUCCACCAGCGAGGACAGCGAUUCAGAGGAGGAGAAGAAGCCAGCAGCAAAGGCCACGCCGGCCAAGGCAGCCGUCAAGAAGGCAAAAUCCUCCAGCGAGGACAGUUCCUCGGACGAAGAGGCACCCAAAAAGGCUGCUCCAGUGAAGCCAUCUCCGGCCAAGGCGACUCCCGCAAAGAAGGCCGAGUCCAGCAGCGAGGAUAGCAGUUCCGACGAAGAACCGGCAAAGCCCGUCGUCAAGGCCACACCGUCCAAGGCUGCUCCCGCCAAAAAGGCCGACUCCAGCAGCGAAGAAAGCAGCUCCGAGGAGGAGGUUAAGCCAGCUGCCAAGCCUGUAGCCAAGGCUGCACCGGCAAAGAAAGCAGCAUCCUCCAGCGAGGAAAGCGACUCCGAUGAGGAGCCAGCCGCUAAGAAGCCUGCCAUCCAGCCUGCCGCAAAGCCAGCUCCUAAGGCAGCCGCUUCUAGUUCCGAAGACAGCACCUCAGAGGAGGAGGCCAAACCCGCUGCCAAGGCGGCUCCUGCUAAGAAGGCGGCUUCCCCUAGUGAUGAUAGUUCCUCUGAAGACGAGGCACCCAAAAAGGCAGCAACUCUCGCAAAGCCCAUUCCGACUAAGACUGCUCCCACCAAAAAGGCCGACAGCUCCAGUGAGGAUAGUUCUUCGGAAGACGAGGCUCCCAAGAAGGUAGCUCCAGCAAAGGCCACGCCAGCUAAGGCAACUCCUGCCAAGAAGGCAGAUUCCAGCGAUGACAGCUCCUCGGAAGAAGAGGCCCCUAAGAAGGCAGCUCCAGCAAAGGCCACGCCAGCUAAGGCAACUCCUGCCAAGAAGGCAGCUUCCAGCGAUGACAGUUCCUCGGAAGAAGAGGCGCCCAAGAAGGCUGCCGCCCCAGCAAAGGCGACACCGGCUAAAAAGGCCAAGUCUUCAAGCGAAGACAGCGACUCCGAUGAGGAAGAAGCUCCCAAGAAACCAGCCGCGAAGACCGUUGCAAAGGCUGCUCCAUCCAAGAAAGCAGAUUCCGAUGAUUCUUCGGAAGAUAGCGAUAGCUCAGAAGACGAAAAGCCAGCAAAGGCUGCUCCCAAGGCUCCGGCCAAGCCUGCAAAGGCUGCCUCCUCCAGCAGUGACGAUUCCAGCGAUGAAGAAACGCCGGCAGUGAAGCCAGCUGUCAAGAAGACUGCUGCUCCUGCUAAGAAGGCUGAAAGCAGCAGCGACGAGAGUGACUCUGGUGAAGAGUCCGGCGAGGUCAAGCCCAACUCGGCUACCAAUGGCAAUGAGAAGCCCGCUCAGAAGCGCAAGUUUAGUGGUGGCGACCAGGACGAGGCCACUCCCAACAAGAAGUACAACAACUUCGUCAAAUCGGGAGAGCAACAGAAGAAUGACUUCACCUCCACACCUAACAACACCUUCAGCCGAAACCAUAAUAUGAACAAUAGCGGAGGGGGAAGUGGGCGACGGUCGCCCUUCCGAAGGGUACGCACCGAGGAAGUGGUGGUGGACUCCCGAGUCCAGGACAUGUCCUUCGAGGCGAAGAAAAACGCUGCCGGAUCCUGGGGCGAGCGAGCCAACAAGGAUCUGAAGCACACGCGCGGCAAGUCCUUCAAACACGAGAAGACCAAGAAGAAGCGCGGCAGCUACCGAGGUGGCCAAAUUGACGUGGGAGUCAAUUCAAUAAAAUUUGACUAGAUUUAUAUACACCCAUAAAAUAAUACUUAUUCUAACGGAUAUAACUAGUCUGUAAGCAAAAGAGUAACUAAGUGUAAUAGUUUCUUUACGCAAUAGUUCCGCCACAUGUAAAUUCUUUCCAAACUCUUGAUUGACUUCGGGAAGUCCGUACUUCCGUUUUAAUGUGAAUUAUUCGAGUGCAAAUUGGCGGUAGACAAACCCGUGACCAAGCUAAUGGUUAUUAUGACUUUAGCGGAUUAAACCCUUUCUUUUCCUGAUCGGACGGAAUGAAACCCGAAUGCUUUUCGUGGAUUUUUUAUAAGCCUUUUAAGACUUAAAACCCUAUACAUUUCUAUUGUAUAUUAUAUAUAUUUAUAAGGUUCGUAAAAAAUAAGUUAUUUUCCAGACGCUUGGGUUAAAUGAAGGGUUGACUAUUCCGAUUAGCACAUAAGUCAUUUUCCGCUAACUUGUGGCGAUAGCCGGUUUAUGAAUGCUUAUGACAACUUCAAUAUGUAAAAGAUUAAUUUGUUUUGUCACAUUGGACAAUGUAUUUAAUUGAACGUAGAAAACACGGAAAGAAAUACAUGUGUUUUUUAAUAACUGAA